This is a messenger RNA of Paralichthys olivaceus (Japanese flounder), 4532 nucleotides long. RefSeq names its product extended synaptotagmin-like protein 3 (gene esyt3). Gene Ontology annotation, cellular component: endoplasmic reticulum membrane; extrinsic component of cytoplasmic side of plasma membrane. Gene Ontology annotation, biological process: lipid transport. Lineage: Eukaryota; Metazoa; Chordata; Actinopteri; Pleuronectiformes; Paralichthyidae. The record is from RefSeq and is a predicted model, not a curated record. Gene Ontology annotation, molecular function: phosphatidylinositol binding; calcium ion binding; calcium-dependent phospholipid binding.
UGUGUCCUACCUGUGUUUUGGAGGUUUGCAAACACGGAAGUUUUCAGAGAGCCACGGAUCGUUUUACCUGACACGCACGCACACACCCAGAGAGAGGGUGGGCUGAAAUAAGAUAAACUCCAGUGUCUCCUGGCAGCGACCGUCUGAAACUUUCUGCUUUAGUUUAAGGGGGCUUCCAGAGCCGAGUCCCCCAGCGGGAGUCCGACCCGAUGGCAUCUGACGGCGGAAACACUCAGGCGGGCGGCCCGGGCCCGGCGCAGGGAGCGAGGCUUGGGGAGAAGAGUCUAUCGAUCCACGGGAGCGCAGAGAAUCUGAGCCCCUCCUCGGUCAACCGCAUCCUCAUGGAGGUGCUCAUGUACUUCGGCCGAGCCAUGUUAGUCUUCUACCCGGUGUACAUGACCGGGUACCUGGGCCUUAGCAUCAGCUGGGUGCUGCUGUGCAUGGUGAUGGUGACCUGGUGGAAGAAGAACCGCCAGUGGAAGGACGCGCGCUUCGGAACCGCCAUCGAGUUUGUGGAAACCGAGACCCACUUGAUCAACAAAGAGCUGCAGAGUGCUCUGCAGAUGGCAACAUGGGUCCAUUUCCCUGAUGUUGAGAAAGUUGACUGGGUUAACAAGGUGUUAGAGCAGGCCUGGCCUUUCUUUGGGAUGUACAUGGAGAAGCUCCUGAAAAAGAACAUCCAGCCGGCUGUCAGGCUCUCCAACCCAGCGCUGAGAAUGUUCUCUUUCACUAAAGUCCACUUUGGACACAAACCUCUCAGGAUCACUGGGAUUAAAGCCUACACCCAUGAAGUAGAUCAGAGGGAGGUGAUUCUGGACAUGAACAUAAGCUAUGAGGGCGAUGUGGACAUCGACACUGUGGUGAAGCCGCCUGUCACAGCUGGACUCAAAGGCCUUAAACUCAAGGGUAUGCUGAGGGUCAUUCUGGAGCCUCUCAUUGGUGAGGUACCAUUGGUGGGAGGAGUCACCUUCUUUUUCAUUCGCCGCCCGACGCUACAAAUCAACUGGACUGGUAUGACCAACCUCUUGGACAGUCCCGCCUUCAGUUCAUUGUCUGAGGAGACCAUCUUGGACAUCAUUGCCUCGCUCAUGGUGCUACCAAAUCGCAUGUGUAUUCCUCUCAUAGACCAGGUCAAAGUGGACCAGAUGAGGUUCCCACUACCUCGAGGCGUGGUGAGGGUCCAAUUGCUGGAGGCCAGAAACCUGGUUCCGAAGGACACGUACAUGAUUGGUUUAAUUAAAGGCAAAUCCGACCCCUACGCCAAGCUCAGAGUCGGCAACAGACAAUUCAAAAGCAAGACCAUCAAAGAGAAUUUGAACCCAACAUGGAACGAAGUGUUUGAGUUUGUUGUCCAUGAGGCCCCAGGGCAGGAGCUGGAGUUGGAGCUGUUUGAUGAGGACACAGACAAAGAUGAUUACCUCGGAGGGUACAACCUUGAUUUUGGAGAAGUGAAGAAGGAGAAGGAAAUGAAUCAGUGGUUUCCUCUGGAGGGCGUCGAGCAUGGAGAAGUUCAUCUCAAGCUCCAGUGGCUGGCGCUCAGCACUGACACCAGCCUGCUGAGUGAGUCUAAAGAUGGCCUUGCUUGUGCUAUGCUCACAGUGUAUCUAGACAACGCCUCAAACCUGCCUAAAGACCACAGUGAGUUCACCGACAAUCAGAAACAUGGGAAGCACGCGAAGGAAGCUCGGCUGACCAGGAGAGCUCCCGAUCCCAACUCCUUUGUGCAAUUUUCCAUUGAUGAGGAAGUUCAGAAAAGCAAGGUUGUGUUUGCAUCCAAAGACCCAGUGUGGGAGGAGGGCUUCACCUUCUUUGUGCAUAAUGUGAAAACACAGCAGCUGUCUUUGCAGGUGAAAGAGCCUGAGAAUAAGACUCCGCUUGGCGUUCUGAACUUGCCCCUGAGUCGCCUCCUCAACACCUCCAACAUGAGUCUGGACCAGCGCUUCAUGCUGGAGCGCUCUGGAGCAAACAGCCAGAUUAAACUGAAGGCCACUCUCAGGAUUCUUACGGAGGAAAAGCCUCCACCCAAGAUUAUCCUCAGUCCUCCCCCACAUGUCAAUCAACAAAAUGCAAAGGCCAGUCAAGGGGGUGAGGGGUCUGCCUCCUCUCCUCCGGUGGUUUCCAACAACAAUAAUCCUGCCGCCAAAUCUUCAUCUCCCAAUCGAGCAGCUGAUUCUCAGGUGAUCCCUGAUGAAGAUUAUUUGGCUCACCGCCGCAACUCCUUCCUGGCCAACGAAGCACUGCGGUCAACACCCACCACGUCAAACAUGCGCCGGUACGACUCCCACAGUCUGCUGUCAGAGAACUCGAUCUCCUCGUCGCGUUUUGACAUCUCAGAUGGGGCCUCGUAUCCAGAUGCGCUUAGGAAUCAUCAGGGUUCAUUUGGGGAGAUCCACCUGACUGUGCGCUACGCCUCCCUGAGGAAGAAACUCAUCAUCCUGGUUAAUGCUUGCAGGAACCUGUUCCCCUGCAGUGACAAUGGCACAGACUCGUAUGUCCGCCUGUAUUUGCUCCCUGACCAAACCUGGAGACACCGCAAGAGGACACAUGUCAAGAGGAGGACGGUCAAUCCUGUCUUCAAUGAUAAGUUUGAAUUUGACGUGCCACUUCAGGCGGCCCAAAUGCGGAAGUUGGACGUGUCUGUGAAAAACCACAAAAUGUUCCACACACGGCAGAGAAAGGACAUCGGCAUGGUGAUGAUAGAUCUUUCCCAAAUAGACCUGAUCAAAGGCACUACAGAAUGGUACGAGCUGUCCCUGCCUGGGCUGAAGAGACCCAGCUAAAGGGUGGAACUACAACACUUCUCUUUGCAGCUUCUGCCUCUACAAGGCAAAAUGCAGACCUAUCAGAUUAUUCCUCUGUCUUCCUUAUCACCGAUCAGAUGAAGGUUCUCCAAAUGCAGCACUCCCACCCAUCUUAGAUAAUGGAUGUGUAUAAUCACGGAAACAUACUGUGUGUAGUAAUAUUCCAAACUCCAAACCUACUUUUACUGGGAAAUAAACAGUUUCAGUUCUUCUUAGAUAAUAUUAGCUCAAGCUUUUGUGUUAAUGUAUUUGAAUUUAUUAAGAAUUUUUUUUACCAAGCAUUGGUUUUUCAUAGAAUGCUAAAAGACAUAAUAGACCUUGACAGGAAGUAGUAAAUUAACACAGGCGUUUCCAAUGACAUUAAUAUAGCAUGUGUUCUUUUUAGGGUUACAGAAACGUAUUUAUUUGUUACACCUGUGGUUACCAUAGACUAUAUAAAGAUCCUCUCCAAAAGUGAAGCUGUCUCGAUCGCCACCUGGUGGUUGGAUGCAGGAUACGUCAUAAGUCCUGCCUCCUCUAUGUGAGUGGAUGGGAUGUGGGCCAAAGUACAAAGUACACGUUAAAUACUGAUGUAUGUUUAAGUAGGCUGCUAUUUUUUCCUGUAAGUUUGUUUUUGUGGUGUCUGUGGUGUUAAUCUGCUGUUUAAUGUCAAAAUGGCUGCUGUGAAAAAGGUUGAUUCAUCAGAAAAUAUUUUUACUCUCCCAAUAAACAAGGUGAUGUCUUUAUUUAAAACGAGAUUUUGUUGAUGCAGUCCACGACAGUCAACAAACAUUAAGUUACACGCUUUAAUACAAAGUGACAACACAAUAAAUAUUUCCAUUUUAACCCGGAAAAGAAAAUAGUCUUUUCAAGACUAGCAGCUUUUUCUGAUCACCUUAAUGGGAAUAAGGUCAUAUUUGACAUAAAUGUGAAACAUGACAUUUUAUUGGUUAGAUUUCCGUGGCAUUUUGUGAGAUCAACUUGUACAGCAGUCAAAUCAAUCAAUCAAACUAUGCUCUGUUACAUAUAAAAUGAAAUAUUCUUUUAGAUAGUCAUGUAAUGCAAUAAUCGAAAAAUGUUUUAUUAAGGGGGAGGGGUCGUUCGUCAGACAUGUGAGUGCAAUACAACCCUACAAGACUGCUGCAUCCAUUGCAGCUUUUAAACCCAGAUUGAACUUUUUUAUUAUUCAUAAAUGCAUUUAACCAAAUCAGUUUACAAAAUCUAAGGUCAUACAUCAUUGUAUUAUAUUUGAUUUUAUUAUUUUACAAAUUUCUGUCUAUUUCAUUUGUAUUAUUUUACUCCAACUUAUUACACACAUUUAUCCUUUUGUGUUUAUUUUAAAUCUUUAAUGUCCAACUUUUCCCCCCUCCUUUCUUAAUCCCUUAAUAAUUGUUUAGUGUUUUCUAAAUUUAAAUUAGAUUUCUUUUAAUCCUAUCUCUGUCUUGUUUUGAAUGUCCCUGUACAGCACCCUGUGUAUGAAAUAUAAAUAACACUGUCUUGCCUUGACACUGAUUGAAAUUGAUUGCACUUGUUUUUUAAGUUGACAUUUUUAUGGCAAACAAAUAUAUUUAAGCAAAAGAAUGUUGUAUUUUUUCUGUUUGAAUGUGAGUCGGUUGUGUUGUCUCGUAUAGCAUUUCAAAGUGUGGUAGAAAACAGGCUUUAUUUUAUUGAGUUUGGGAUUUUUCCACAUUGUAACGCCAACAAACUCAACAACAGUCGAACAACAGUGUAAUAAACCAUUGAUGACAUGAA